GGGAAGCAGGUGUCACGUUUUAACAGAGUUUCACCCUCGUGCUCAGGCGCUGCCUCCGGUUGCGCAUGCUGGGUUCGCACUCUCAGGAGGACGGGCCUGGGCUCGCGGCGGCCGUGGCCGAGCUGGCGCCGCCGGUUCCCAACGCGUCACCCCUGGGCGAGAUCUCAGGCCUGCCGCUCGGCCCUGCGCGGUGCCCUGGCCGCUCUGCUCGGGGCGGGACCGCCGCUCCCGGCUGCUCCGGGCCACUUUCUGCGCGCUGCCUCUCCCGGCGUUAGCGGCGGGCGAGGCGAGAUCGCAGCGGCUGCGGAUUCCGCCUCACCCGCCACUCCCUCCCGAGCCCGGCCUCGGCCUCUUCCCGCAGCCCACAGGGCUCGGAGCCCGUCCGGAGGGGUGAGGUCAACUUCGCGGUCGGGCCAACCAGUUCCCGUUCCGGGCGGGCGGGCGGGCAGGCGCUGCGGCCGCCCUCGCCCUGCUCCUGGCGCUCCCCGGCCCUCGCGCCCCCGGCUUUGGCUCCGGCUCCGGCUCCGGCUCCGGCUCCCCCUCCCCGCUGCUGUGAGCUCUGCACACCUGGCGGCCAAAUUCCAGAAAGAAACUGGAAGUUGAGGAUUUAAGGAGAGACUGUUGUCUUAAAAUAUUCUCACUUACUUCAAAGAACACAUGCCAGAAACUUAAAAAGGAAUUAUUAACCAUUAAUUUAAAUAUAUAUUUAACAUUAUCAACUGGUAUCCUUUAAGGAGUUGCACUGAGAGCCUGGCCCUGGAUCCCGAUUGCCCUUCUGCCAGGAGGACACACACAGCCAAAGAUGAAUUUGGGAAAAGCAGCCGCUUGCUCCUUUAACCAUGGAGAAGCAAGGCCGCAGUGAGAUGGAAAUCAUCCCGGCAGAGCCGCACUCCUACGUUAAAUUGUUGAAAGUUAACCGGGAACAUCUGGUCACUCACAUCCGCAACACUCAGUGUCUGGUGGACAACUUGCUGCAGAAUGACUACUUCUCUGCCGAAGAUGCGGAGAUCGUGUGCGCCUGCCCCACGCAGCCUGACAAGGUCCGCAAAAUUCUGGAUCUGGUGCAAAGCAAGGGCGAUGAGGUGUCCGAGUUCUUCCUCUAUGUGCUCCAGCAGCUCGCGGAUGCUUACGUGGACCUCAGGCCUUGGCUGUCAGAGAUCGGCUUCUCCCCUUCCCAGAUCAUUCAGAGCAAAGCUAUUGUCAACACCGAUCCAGUGAGCAGAUACACCCAGAAGCUGCGACACCAGCUGGGCCGGGACUCCAAGUUCAUCCUGUGCUACGCCCAAAAGGAGGAGCUGCUGCUGGAGGAGAUGUACAUGGACACCAUCAUGGAGCUGGUCAACUUCAACAACGAGAGCCUGGGCAGCCUGGGCAGCCUGGCCUGCCUCCUGGACCCCUCUACAGGUGUCCUCAAUGAGCAGGGCGAGACCAUCUUCAUCUUUGGCGACGCGGGCGUGGGCAAGUCCAUGCUGCUGCAGCGGCUGCAGGGCCUCUGGGCGGCGGGCCAGCUGGACACUGGGCUCAAGUUCUUCUUCCACUUCCGCUGCCGCACAUUCAGUUGCUUCAAGGAGAGCGCCACGCUGUGUCUGCAGGACCUGCUCUUCAAGCACUACUGCUACCCGGAGCAGGACCCCGAGGAGGUGUUUGCUUUCCUGCUGCGCUUUCCCCACACGGCCCUCUUCACCUUCGACGGCCUGGACGAGCUCCACUCGGACUUCGACCUGAGCAGCCAGCCCGACACCUCCUCCCCCUGGGAGCCCGCGCACCCCCUGGUCCUGCUGGCCAACCUGCUCAGUGGGAAGCUGCUCAAGGGGGCACGCAAGCUGCUCACAGCCCGCACGGGGACCGAAAUCCCACGCCAUCUCCUUUGGAAGAAGGUGCUUCUGCGGGGCUUCUCCCCCAGCCACCUGCGGGCCUACACCGGGAGGAUGUUCCCUGAGCGCGCCAUGCGCCAGCACCUGCUGGACCAGCUGGAGGCCAACCCCAACCUCUGCAGCCUGUGUGCCGUGCCCCUCUUUUGCUGGAUCAUCUUCAGGUGUUUCCAGCAUUUCCACGACGCCUUUGACAGCUCCCCGCAGCUGCCUGACUGCACGAUAACGCUGACCGACAUCUUCCUGCUGGUCACCGAGGUCCACCUGAACAGGACACAGCCCACCAGCCUGGUGCAGCAGAACACGCGGAGCCAGGCGGAGACCUUCCGCUCUGGCCUGGGCACUCUGCGCUCUCUGGGGCAGGUGGCCUACGGGGGCAUGGAUAAGAGCCUGUUUAUCUUCAGCCAGGAGGAGGUGCAAGCCUCUGAAGUGCAGGAGGGGGACCUGCAGCUGGGCUUCCUGCGAUCUGGGCUGGAGCUGGGCCUCGGAGGCGACCAGCAGUCCUAUGAGUUUUUGCACCUAACCCUCCAGUCCUUCUUUGCUGCCCUCUUUCUCGUGCUGGACGACAAGGUGGGCAGCCAGGAGCUGCUCAGGUUCUUCCAGGAGUGGGCUCCUCCUGAGGAGGCAGCAGCCCCGUCCUGCUAUCCCCCCUUCCUCCCCGUCCACUGCCUGGGGGGCCGUGGCCUGGCGAGGGAGGACCCCUUCAAGAACAAGGAUCAUUUUCAUUUCACCAACCUCUUCCUGUGUGGGCUGUUGUCCAAAGGCAAACAGAAACUCCUGCAGCACCUGGUGCCCGCUGCUGCCCUGCGGAGGAAGCGCAAGGCCCUGUGGGCUCACCUGUUCGCCAGCCUGCGCUCCCACCUGAAGAACCUGCCCCGAGUUCAGUCUGGGGGCUUCAACCAGGUGCAGGCCAUGCCCACCUUCAUCUGGAUGCUGCGCUGCAUCUAUGAGACGCAGAGCGAGAAGGCGGGGCGGCUGGCGGCCAGGGGCAUCUGCGCCAACUACCUCAAGCUGACCUUCUGCAACGCCUACUCGGCUGACUGCAGCGCCCUCUCCUUCGUCCUACACCACUUCCGCAAGCAGCUCGCCCUCGACCUGGACAACAACAACCUCAACGACUACGGCGUGCGGGAGCUGCAGCCCUGCUUCAGCCGCCUCACCGUCAUUAGACUCAGUGUAAACCAGAUCACCGACAGUGGGGUGAAGGUGCUGUACGAAGAGCUGACCAAAUACAAAAUACUGACAUUUUUAGGCUUAUACAACAACCAGAUCACCGAUGUCGGAGCCAGGUACAUCGCCAGAAUCCUGGAGGAGUGCAAAGGCCUCACUCACCUGAAGCUGGGAAAAAACAAAAUAACGAGUGAAGGAGGAAAGUGUCUUGCCCUGGCUGUGAAGAACAGCAAAUCCAUCUUUGAAGUUGGGAUGUGGGGCAAUCAGAUCGGUGAUGAGGGAGCCAAGGCCUUCGCAGAGGCUCUGAGGAACCACCCCAGCUUGACCAACCUGAGUCUCGCAUUCAAUGGCAUCUCUACAGAAGGAGGAAAGAGUCUCGCAUGGGCCCUGCAGCGGAAUGCAUCUCUGAGAAUAUUCUGGCUCACCAAAAAUGAACUUAAUGAUGAAGUGGCUGAGAGCUUGGCAGAGAUGUUGAAAGUCAACCAGACGUUGAAACAUUUAUGGCUUAUCCAGAACCAGAUCACAGCCAAGGGGAUGGCCCAGUUGGCAGAUGCAUUACAGAAGAACACUGGCAUAAUGGAGAUCUGCUUAAACGGGAACUUGAUAAAGCCAGAGGAGGCCAAAGUAUUUGAAGAUGAGAAGCGGAUUGUCUAUUUCUGAGAGGCUGUUUUCCUGUUGGUGGGUUUUGGCCCUGGGGGCAACUCUGUGCAGCUGCAUGUCUUGGAUGAAUGAAAGACAUCCAAGGUCUGCUGAGGUGAGACUUCCAGGAGCCCUGCCUUCAUGGUGCAAAUCAACCUUCGUCCGAGUGCUGACUGGCAGCCCCUGAGUAGCUGUUACAAUUCUGCAGGAAAAGCAUGAGCUGUUUUAGUGACUGUAACUAUACUAUGAAGAGAUGUUAAUGCAUAGCCAUGACUAUUUUCAUCUGAAACUAGAGGAAAGAGACUUUGAGCUCAUACAAACGCCUGCUCUAAGACCUGGGAAAGUGAGUCGGGCAAUACUGUGUUCACUGAAGAGCUGAAGACAUGGGGUGCCACAUUUCUUGGGGAAAAGGUGCUCAACAAACAAAGUUUUACCUAUGUUUUCGUAAUGCUGGGGCUCCACUGAGGGCUUUCGUGUGGCACUGCUGCCCUCCGGAAGACUGAUGCUGCGGGUAGAGGUGCUCUGCUCCAGGAAGAAGGCUCAGUGCCGUCCUCCACCAGCAAUGAGUCCCUGCUUGCUCCGGGGGCCCUGGCAUCCAGAGAGAGGCUUCUCUCUCUUGCCCUCCUGAGGAAGGGGACUCUCUUCCUGCCGCUGAGCAGUUGUAAGGGGGAUUGAGUCGGAGGAAAGACUCGGGAGUCACUGAGAACCUGGCUGGCAGAACACGUUAGACGCCUGCCAAAUGGUGGGGUGAUAUUACUAGAUAACUUGUUCUUUUGCCAAUUCAUUUGUUAGUAAAAUACUGAAAACACUGUU
This is a messenger RNA of Camelus dromedarius (Arabian camel), 4493 nucleotides long. RefSeq names its product nucleotide binding oligomerization domain containing 1 (gene NOD1). The transcript is spliced from 13 exons. The coding region runs from base 840 to 3701 and encodes 953 amino acids. Gene Ontology annotation, biological process: regulation of apoptotic process; intracellular signal transduction. Gene Ontology annotation, molecular function: protein binding. Lineage: Eukaryota; Metazoa; Chordata; Mammalia; Artiodactyla; Camelidae. The record is from RefSeq and is a predicted model, not a curated record.